Molecule: messenger RNA, 1716 nt
Organism: Abrus precatorius (Indian licorice)
Lineage: Eukaryota; Viridiplantae; Streptophyta; Magnoliopsida; Fabales; Fabaceae
Product: F-box/LRR-repeat protein 17-like
Exons: 11
Coding region: 1-1716 (571 amino acids)
Molecular function (GO): protein binding
Source: RefSeq, a predicted model, not a curated record
AUGCAACACUUCCACCCCUACCACCACAUCGCCGCCGCCGCCACCUCCACCAUCUCUGCAGAUGUAAAACGCGCCAAGAAGCGCGGCAGCUACAACUGUGGCCGCUGUGGUCUCCCCAAAAAGGGUCAUGACUGCAACGUCAAGACCCCCACCUCCGCUUCUUCCACCACCCCUUCCCAUUCUUCUCUCUCCUCCGCCUCCGCCGUCCAUCAGCCGCCGUCGCACCUCCGCCGGGCACUCUCCUUCGACGACGAUGCUGCCGGCCUCGAUCCGUUGGAGCCCGCGGAUUCAGAAACCGGAUAUGUGGAUCUGGAUUCGUGUGGGUUGCCGGCGAACCUUCUUUGGGAGGUGCUGAGGAGGUUGCCGCCGGCGAGGCUGUUAACGGCGGCGAAAGUGUGCAGGUGUUGGAGGGAAACGACUCGGAGGUUGUGGAGGGCGGCGGAGGAGUUGAAGCUUAGGGUUUCAGCGAGGGUUCAGGUUGGGUUUGUGGCGUCAAUGUUGCAGAAGUGCCCGGGGAUUGUGAAGCUCUCUCUUAGAAUGGAAAGUGACGUGGAUUCGACGAUGCUGGCUUGCAUAGCAUUCUCAUGCCCGAAUUUGGAAUUCAUGGAGAUCGCGGUUUCUGAUACUGCAGUUAAUCGGAUCAAUGGAGAUGAGCUAAGUCGAUUUGUUGCCGAUAAAAAAUGCCUCAAAAGCCUCAAGAUGGAAGGUUGUUCUAAUCUUGGGGGUUUUGUUCUUUGCUCGUCCAGUCUUUCUACCCUUUGGCUGUCUGAUUUGUGCUCACUUUCUAAGAUGGUAUUUAAUUGUCCUCAGUUGAGAGAGAUUUCGUUGGAGUUUUCUCACCAAGAAAAUGAAAGUACCGAUCUCACAGCUAUGGUUGACGGUUUGGGAAGAAGUUGCCCGAGGUUGCAAAACAUGCAUAUAUCUUCAAUGCGGCUUUCUCACGCUGCAGUGCUUGCUCUUACUGCUAAUCAGUUAAGGGGGCUGCGGAUGCUUUCACUUGUUCUUGGAUCUGAAAUUAGCGAUGCAUCUGUUGCUGCUAUUGCCUCAAGUUAUCCAAAUUUGGAAUUGCUUGAUCUCAGUGGGUCCGGCGUUAGUGACAGUAGCAUUGGAAUAAUUUGCAAUGGGUUAUCUGAAACAUUGACCAGACUCCUUCUCGCUCUUUGCCCUAAUGUUACUUCAAGCGGCAUUCAAUUUGCUACGGCUCAAUUGCCGCAUCUUGAACUUCUGGACUGUGGCAUGACCAUAUGUGAACCUAAUUCCCACAAUCCAACUGCUGAUGAAAAUAACUGCAAAUUAGAGAAAACAUCGGUUACUAAUCCACACUUCACAAACCAAAAGCUAAUCAUCAAACAUAGUCGUUUAAAGAAACUUAGUUUAUGGGGAUGCACUGGCUUGGAUGCCUUGUAUUUAAACUGCCCACAACUCAAUGAUCUGAAUCUAAAUUCCUGUAGAAAUUUGCAUCCAGAGAGACUGUUGCUUCAGUGCCCAACUUUAGAAAACGUGCAUGCAUGUGGUUGUCAGGAUAUGUUAGUUGGAGCUAUCCAAAGUCAGGUCUGUAAUGCUUUUACUGCUAUGGAGAACCUUUCACCUUAUAAACGUUUACCUGAUGGCUCCAAAAGGGUUCGGGUUCCUCAUUUAGUCAAUAGCGAGUCGAUCGAGGAUGAAAAGAAGCGAAGGAGAAUUGAGAGACGGCUUUGUAAUGUAGUUGUGGAUUGA